This is a messenger RNA of Oenanthe melanoleuca, 2534 nucleotides long. It is a transcript of the gene LAD1, whose product is annotated as ladinin 1. Lineage: Eukaryota; Metazoa; Chordata; Aves; Passeriformes; Muscicapidae. The transcript is spliced from 10 exons. The coding region runs from base 258 to 1541 and encodes 427 amino acids. Gene Ontology annotation, molecular function: structural molecule activity. The record is from RefSeq and is a predicted model, not a curated record.
UGGCUCUGCUUUGCGUGGCCCUGCUGGGCAGCGCCGCUGGCACACAAAUCACGGCGCUGCCAGGUAGAUAAGGAGCCAUGUGAUGCACUGGAGCGCAGCGGGCGGCAGGGUAAAGGUGCACAGGGAAAUAACCUUGCAGGGAGUUCCUCCCUCCCUUCUCGGGAGCAGGGUCCGGGCAGCGCCGAUCCCGCGGCUCCCAGCUCGGCCCGGAUGCCUGCUCGGGCUUUGGGGGCUCUCUGAAACUCCCGGCAAGCGCAAUGUCCUUCAGCAGGAGGAACUGGUCCGAUCUCUCCAGCCUGGCCAGGCAGAGGACCCUGGAGGAUGAGGAGGAGCAGCAGAGAGAGCGCCGGCGAAGGCACCGGAACCUGCUGUCAUCCACAUCCCUGGAGGAGGAGCCUGCCAGCCCUGCCAAAGACACCAGCCCUGCCAAAGACACCAGCCCAGCUUCCAGCAGGUUGUCACCCCACGUUGUUCCUGUCCCUAGACCUCCAUCCCUGGUGAAGCCGCAGUCUCCGGAGGACGGGGAGGAGCCGAAGCUCUCGGAGGUGCUGAAGACACACGAAGGGAGAAGGACGAGGUGCCUCCCACCUGCGUGUGAAAAGCUGAGGCAGGAGAAGGAGCAGAAGGAGGCGGGGGUGGCAGAAAGCUGCCCGGAGAGGGGGCCACAGCCCCGCGGGAGGCGGGAGAGCGGCCGGGCUGCGGAGCGGGCUCGGGGGGCGGCCGAGGGCAGAGCGGACCCGCCCGGAGACACGAGCCUGGAGCCGGCAGCCGAGGGGAAGGUGGUGCUGAGGGCACGGCUGCAGGACAGAGAAGGAGCAGGGACCCCUCGGGGGGAGCAGAGGAAGGAGGAGAAGGAGCCGCCAGAGGCGGGGAGCUGCCGGCUCCGGGAGGUGAAGAUCCUCACCAGGCUGGGAAACCGCGGCACGGGAGAGAAAACCUCAGCCGUGACCUCAUCUCCAGAGCAGCAGCAGCCCCCCAGGAACCCCUCAAAGCAGGUAAUCCAGCUGUCCCCUCGCCAGGAUGAAGCUGCAGAGGAGCCAGAGCUCUCUCCAGCUCACGUCACCUUCAGCAGCUCCAUCCGCCGGGCCAGCCCCAGGACCGUGUCCUUCCGGAUCAUCUCCAGGAAGCAGAAGGAGAGCCAAAGCCCUCUCACAAGGAGUGCGAGUCUGAGGAUCCCAGGCAGCAACAGCACCAUUGGGGAGAAGCUGGAAAAGUACAACUCGGCUGUGCAGCGCUCGGAGGGGGUGAAAUCCUCCGUGCCUGUGCAGAAGAGUCGCCUGCUCUCCUCGGAAGGGGUGGCGAGCAAGCGCAACUUCUUCGAGGGCAGCGCUCCCGGCAAGGCGGAGCCGGCGGCGCUCAGGAAGGACAACCUGAAGAUCCCAGGAUCGGUGACAUCCCGCAUCAAUCUGUGGAUCAGCCGAGCUCAGGAGCCUGCCAAGGAGGAAAACAGCAAGGAAAUCCGGAGAAUCAACAGCCUGGCAAAGCGAGAGAUCUGGAUAAAGCAGCCUGGAGACACCUCUGGAGACACCAAGUUGCAGUAAUACCAGCUGUGGUGUCAGACCAUCUGGGAAAAACUGGUUUGCUCUGAAGAUCAAAGCCCAGCCCUACUCAAACCGUCCAGCAGCCACUGCCAUGAGUCCCCACGUGUGGGUGCAGCCCAGGUCAUGGGGUCCUCUGCUUGUGGGAUGGGAAGGAAGAAGCCUGGAAGAGUCUCCCUGUGCCCCCAGUCCCCACUCUGCCUGUCUGGGGGUGCCCAGGCCUACAGGCUCCCCACAGAUGCUGAAGGCAACUCCUGCCUUGUUUGCCCCCACAUGUUGCUGUUCUGUUCCUGAUCUCUGCCCUGGCAAAGGGGAUCCCACACGCAGCAGCUGGAAGAGGUCAGUGGGGUGAGAACCACUGGCCAAGGGAGUUCAGCUGCACACCCAUGGACCAUGUUGGUCCCUGCUGCCUGGGCAGGUGGGGCUGGCAGGUGUCACCCCCUGCCAGGCUGUCACUGCCAGAGUGACCCAGCCAGAGGCUGAUGUUUGUGAAGUCACACGAGUGCUCAUGGAAGAAGGGGGGACUUGGCCCUGGAGCUGGACCAGAGCUGUCCUUGUCACUGCCAUGCCCUGCCCCUGCCAGCAGUGAUCCAGGGAGGGGCCAUGGCCCCAGCCCUGUUUGGGGGGCUGAGUGCCCUGUGCCGGGCCCCGUUUCCCUCCUGCCCUUCCUCCUGAGCCCUUUGCUGUGCAGCCCCUGAUCCUGCAUUCCCUGGGCUGCUGAGCCCACCCAGCAGGGAUGGGGGAUGCCUUCUCCAGGCCUUUAGGGUGGCUUUAUGGUGCCAUGGGCAAAGGGCUCAAAUUCUCCUUUUGGGGCCAUUUUUGGGGGUUGGGUUGUGCCUUGAGCAGCCACUGUGGUGACAAGUUCAGUGUGGGAAUCUGCUGCUGCCCCUGGAGCUGGUUCUGCUUGUUGGGCUUGGGAAAGGACUUCAGCUUCUAUGUGCUUUUAUUUGUUUGUUUGUUUGUUUUUUCCUAAUAAAAGUUGCUCUUUCUAAGACA